AUGGCCCUCACCUGCAAGGCGUGGUUGGAUGUUGGCCUGGAUGCGCUCUGGGAAGAAAUCACGGACCUCAGCAACCUGCUGAUCUUGAUCCCGGAGUGGCAGGAGUAUAGACGAGCACAAGAUCGCUUGCUUCAUGCAUUUUACGCAGAUCAGGACGACAGAUACGAGUUAUACUCAAAACUGCAACUCCGUUUGCAACAACAGGCGAGUUACUCCUCACUAGCUCAGGACGGCUCUAUCGAUCGUUGCGCACUCUGA
This is a messenger RNA of Punctularia strigosozonata HHB-11173 SS5, 258 nucleotides long. RefSeq lists its product as uncharacterized. Bases 1 to 258 code for a protein of 85 amino acids. The transcript is spliced from 2 exons. NCBI's taxonomy places the organism in Eukaryota, Fungi, Basidiomycota, Agaricomycetes, Corticiales, Punctulariaceae. The record is from RefSeq and is a predicted model, not a curated record.